Molecule: messenger RNA, 645 nt
Organism: Adelges cooleyi (spruce gall adelgid)
Lineage: Eukaryota; Metazoa; Arthropoda; Insecta; Hemiptera; Adelgidae
Exons: 2
Coding region: 119-454 (111 amino acids)
Source: RefSeq, a predicted model, not a curated record
UAAAACGACCGGACGGCCACAAGUCCACCAUCAGUCCACCAUCAAUCGACUUCAGCGACUACUCCGAGCAGUUUACUCAUUCCAAGACGACCCAAAGCCAAUCGAAUCAAAAAAUAAAAUGAAAUUCCAGGGAUCUUUAGCUUUGCUCGCCAUCGCCAUGUGCUUGGUCUCGGCCUACGCAGCGGAACAACCGAAACCUGCUUCCCAAGCGACACAAGCGGCACCAUCGGACCGUAGCAAAAGAGGUCUAUACGCAUCGCCAUACUACGGCUCAUACUAUGGUUCUCCAUACGUAGCAUCGCCGUAUGCGGCCCCGUAUGCUGCCCCGUACGCUGCCCCGUACACUGCUCCGUACGUGGCUUCUCCUUACGUCUCCCCAUACGUCGCUUCCCCGUACGUCGCCGCCCCUUACGUAUCGCCGUACGCCGCUUACCCUUACGGAUACUACCGAUGAAUUGCAGUACACAAGCCGUACUGAGUACCUGCUGACCAAUGACCAAUCGACUUACUAAAAAUCCAAGAACGACAACACGGGAACAACCCUAAUGAACAUUUUGUAAAACCAUAAAUGUUAACAAAUACUUUUACUAUUAUUAUAUUUACCUUGUAGAAAACUGUACACAAUAAAAACAAUUUUAUAAUCAA